AUGGCUCUGACGAAUUCUGCGUGCCGAAAUUGCAACCUCCACAAGAGGCGGAGAUAUUCCUCCCAAGCCCACGCGGCCGCGCCAGAUGCCGGUAGACUCUGGGACACACAUACACCAACGAAAGGGGAGGGCGUACGACAAUACAAUGAGACAAGACCCGUUGGAGGAUACGAUCGUAGAAGUGACAGGGCGGGACAAUACGAGGACGAAGGGAUGGUCGUAAUCUCGUCCAAGGCUCAUUUUCGAGACAGGUCCGGUCGACCGUGGUCAAAAUCUUCCGACGAGGAGAAUCCAGGUACAAAUGCGGGUGUAGGUGCUGCCUCAAAAACCAGAAGGAAACCGCGUCUAGAGCUGCGAGACUUGACCAUCAGGCCGCGGAAGAAUCUGGAGCCAUGGCAGGCCCAAAAGGUUACACUUUCCAAGAAAUUCGGCGAUGAAGGAUGGAAUCCGCGAAAAAAACUCUCACCCGAUGCCAUGGAAGGGAUCCGUACUCUGCACGAAGAAGAUCCAGACCGGUGGUCCACCCCGCUUCUCGCAGAACAUUUCAAGGUGUCUCCCGAGGCAAUUCGGAGAAUAUUGAAGAGCAAAUGGCGGCCAAAGGACGAGGAGGAGCUGCAGAAGAGGAGGGAAAGAUGGGCGAAGCGACACGAUCGGAUAUGGGACCAUCAGGCAGAACUUGGCUUGAGGCCAAAGAGGAUGAAGGACAGGGAAGUGGAAGACCCCGAAGCCUUCGAUGAGGAGCUGAGGGCAAAGGAGAUGCUGGAGAUUGCACGGAAAGCUUGA
Messenger RNA from Fonsecaea erecta, 783 nucleotides. RefSeq lists its product as hypothetical. The transcript has a single exon. Gene Ontology annotation, cellular component: nucleus. NCBI's taxonomy places the organism in Eukaryota, Fungi, Ascomycota, Eurotiomycetes, Chaetothyriales, Herpotrichiellaceae. The record is from RefSeq and is a predicted model, not a curated record. Bases 1 to 783 code for a protein of 260 amino acids.